CGGCGGCGGCGGAGUCUUGGCUCUCGCGGCCCGCCAUGGCCCAGGCCAAGAUCGGCAGCUCCAAGAGCAGCUCCAACGUCGCCGAAGCCGGCGGCCAGCAGCAAGCGGGUGGGGGGCAGCUGCGGGGCCGUUUCUUCCGCUCCACCUCCAUGGCGGACCGAUCCAGCCGCCUGCUCGAGUGCCUGGACCAGCUGGAGAGGAGGGUUGAAGCUUUGCGCGAUACAGCAUCUUCAAUGGAGCAGGAAAAGGAAUCACUUCUAGAAAUGAUCCAUGGCAUACAAAACAGCCAGGAUAUGAGGAACAUUAGUGAAGGUGAAAGAGAAGAACUCAGUCUGACUGCUAAACGCUUGAUGGGCAGAACCCUCACGGUGGAGGUUUCAGUAGAAACCAUCCGAAAUCCCCAGCAGCAAGAGUCCCUAUUACAUGCCACACGGAUGAUCGAUGAAAUAGUUGGCAAACUAUUGGAUGAUUUGGAAGACUCCAAGAGCCGCUUAAUGUCGCUUUAUGGUGCUUGUACAUCUGAGGUGCCAGCUGGACCUGUUAACCAAAAAUUCCAGUCUGUUGUAAUUGGAUGUGCAAUAGAAGAUCAGAAGAAAAUCAAAAGACGGCUAGAGACUCUUCUCAGAAACAUAGAAAACUCUGAAAAAUCCAUCAUGCUUUUGGAGCACCAGAAAUCCACCCUAAGGCACCUCUGCAACAAUGGGAAAGAUUAAAAGCUGUGGGAGAGUUACUAUAAGAAUAAAUAGUUCCAUAUAGUAAGCAAAAUCAAAUAAAUCGAAGAACU
This is a messenger RNA of Lacerta agilis (Sand lizard), 784 nucleotides long. It is a transcript of the gene BAG2, whose product is annotated as BAG cochaperone 2. The coding region runs from base 36 to 713 and encodes 225 amino acids. Gene Ontology annotation, biological process: protein stabilization. Lineage: Eukaryota; Metazoa; Chordata; Lepidosauria; Squamata; Lacertidae. The record is from RefSeq and is a predicted model, not a curated record. Gene Ontology annotation, molecular function: adenyl-nucleotide exchange factor activity; protein-folding chaperone binding. The transcript is spliced from 3 exons.